Chenopodium quinoa (quinoa) is the source of this 3268-nucleotide messenger RNA. Its product is annotated as calcineurin B-like protein 4. The record is from RefSeq and is a predicted model, not a curated record. Bases 2284 to 2928 code for a protein of 214 amino acids. Lineage: Eukaryota; Viridiplantae; Streptophyta; Magnoliopsida; Caryophyllales; Amaranthaceae. Gene Ontology annotation, molecular function: kinase binding; calcium ion binding. The transcript is spliced from 9 exons. Gene Ontology annotation, biological process: calcium-mediated signaling.
UUAUAAUUAUAUUCAAAUAUAAUUACAAACUAAGCGGGUUUGAGUUGAUUGGAUAUAUUUAUUAGUACACAAGUUUGGUCAUUAAUACUUUAAGAAUGUCUAUAUCAAUAAAAAAAACUAAAAAAAAUUAAAAAAAAUAAAAAAAAAUUAAUUAGUCACGAUUACAAUACUUGAUACCUUUAUAAAUAGUGUACAAAAUCAAAGUAAUAUUUAAAUUUAAAAAUAAAGAGUGUAGGAAUACAGGAGUAAGAUACUACUAUGAAGUAUAGCCGGCUUCAUGUUUUCUUGUCCUAAUCGAUACGAGCUAGGUUAUGUUCCAUAUCGAGCUAUAGAUAUUACAAACAUAUAUAAUACGAUAUACUACGAACGAAGUAUAAUUAAAUUAAUCUGCGCCAAAUUAAAAUGUUUAUAAUAUUCACGUCGAGUUUGGAUCGAGUUCUAAUAAAGUCAACUCGCAUGUUGCGUGUACGUGGCAAGAAAGUAGAAAAUGUCCAAAGCCCUUUACACGUGGGACAAUAAACGUAGGAGUAGUUAUAGUUGUGUCCCAAUUAAGAUGGUAAUUCUCGAUGCCAUGAGCCGUGAGAACUGUGAAAAGCUUGACCCUUACUCAUAUUAAGGCUCAAAUGGUAGAUGGCAUGGCUUGAUCCUUUGAAGAUUUAGAUCCGUUCAUUUACUUGGUGUAAAAAAAAACAAAAAAAAAAGAAAAUAAUACAUAUGUUGCAACUAAGACUCUAUAGGAAACUUUUAUUUUUUAUAAAUAAUAAUAAUGAAACAGAGGUAGUAAUAUAAAAUCAAGUCAAAUUGAUGCAUGAAUAACACAAAAGUCAAAUUGAUGCACUUAUUUAAAUAAAGAAGUAUAAAAGAAGCAUCAUCUAUAGAUAGCAAGUCUCGAGACUAGCUACUACUCCCUCUUUGUUUUAAUAAGUGUUACGGUUUGACCGGCACAUAGUUUUAGGCAAUUCAAUUGACUUAAAUAAAAUAAGAGGUAAGUGAAGUAGUUAGAGUAUUAAAAAAAAUAUAAAAGAAAGACAAUGAGGUGAAUAGUUCAUUGAAAAGUAAUGAAUGUGAGAAGAAGUAUAUAAUAAUAAUAAAAAAAAGUAAUAGUGGGUUUGGGUAGGGACCAUGAGAGGAGUGAGAUAUAAUAUUUAAAGGUAGCUUUUUGCCAAAAAAAGAAAGUGUAACACUUAUUAAAACACGGCCGGAUUUGAUCAGUGUAACAACACUUAUUAAAACACGGAGGGAGUAUGAGUAGUAAUUUUUUAUUUUUUUUUAUUUUUAUUUUUUAUUUUUAAGGUAAGAAGGAAGAACUGACCAAACAUCAACUCUCAUGAUUUUUUUUGAUUUAAUAUAUUUUUUAUUUUUCAUAUAUCUAUUUAAUGUAAAUGAAAAUAGAAAAGGUAAAAGAAGAGUGAAAAAAACAUAACCAAAAACAGAAGAGUGAGUAAUGCUAUGAAGUACUUCUUGUUGGAGUUUGAUUCUCAUUGGAUUUGUAGUACUCUUCAUCCACAAGGAGCAAUGUUCAAUCUACCGGAGGUGUGAAUUUUGUGGCAAGAACUUAUUAAGAGUUUAAAUGAUGAAAGAUAGUAAAGUCGAAGGGCGGUGAAAGAUGUUAGUGGUCUUCCAACAUAGAUAAGUUCCUUGUCGGAGACACAAACUUACGACUCCAGCCAUUAAAAGCGAUGAGUUAUAUGUUGAAAAUUGUUAGAGUUCGAUCGAAAUUGACGACGUUAAUUGUUUGUCGGUGCUCAACUAUUAUGAACUUGUAUACUGUUAUUAUUGGUUUGUUUACCGUUAUUCUUAUUUUGUAUACUGUUAUUACAUAGUUGAAUACUAUUAUUGAGAGGAGAGAGACUAGGUUUUUAUAGCAUAGUAAUCAUCACGUGAAAUUACAUUUUUACCCCCGAUAUAGGCCCAACAGUUUAUCACUACUCUAUACUCAAAGUCCAUAGAAAUUUGAAUUUUCUAUAAUAGGGGACGAGAGCUCGUCACCUACAGCUAGAUUAAAAACCCAUCACGCAAUUUGCACAAAAUUUAAAAAAAAAAAAAAAAAGAGUAAAAUAAAAUAAACCCAUUCUUCUUAUCAGACUCACUUUUCCAUUUCUGCAACAAAUUACAACAACUACUAGCCUUUAAAUACUUCAUUUUUUCAGCGCAUUUUAAUUUCUUCUCAUUUUUUUCAUAUCUCUUUUCGUUUUCCCCAGAUUUUAGUUGGAUUAUCCCAAGUGGUAUAAGCUUGCUAAACUGAAGAAAUAGCUAGUUGGUGAAGUAUUUUUGCUACUAUAUAUGGGCUGCUGCUAUUCGAAGAAAGUUGGUCGUGUUCCUGGAUACGAGGAUCCUGCCGUCCUUGCCUCUGUAACACCCUUCACUGAGAGUGAAGUAGAGGCCUUGUAUGAGUUAUUCAAGAAAUUGAGCAGCUCCAUUAUUGAUGACGGCCUAAUUCAUAAGGAAGAGUUCCGACUUGCGCUCUUUAGGAACAAUAAAAAGGAGAAUCUCUUUGCAGAUAGGAUCUUUGACUUAUUUGAUUUGAAACGCAAUGGUGUCAUUGACUUUGGAGAAUUUGUUCGGUCAUUGGGAGUAUUUCACCCAAAUUCACCAGUAAAGGAUAAGAUGGAAUUUGCUUUCAAACUGUAUGAUCUGAGACAAACUGGGUUUAUUGAGCGUGAAGAGUUGACGGAGAUGGUUCUGGCUCUGUUGCAUGAAUCAGAGUUGUUCCUCUCAGAUGAUGCUGUCGAGGCAAUUGUGGAUAAGACAUUUACUGAAGCAGAUUUGAAAGGUGACGGGAAGAUAGAUCGAGAAGAAUGGUGUGAAUUAGUAAAGACUUAUCCUUCAUUGCUAAAGAAUAUGACACUCCCAUAUUUGAAGGAUAUUACAUUAGCAUUUCCAAGCUUCAUUUUAACCUCAGAAGUUGAAGACAUAGAAGUGCCUUAGAAAGGAAAAAAGAGUACUGAUUGAUGGUUGAUGAAAGGCAUUUUGUGUCAAUUUAGUUUAUGUCUGGCUUUACUUCAGCCUUUUCUCCAAACUUUGAGGCGUGUUCCAACGACGAGUAAGGGUGAGCUGAUAUGAAGAACCCAACUAGAUCAGAUGGUUUACAGUGUUCAGAUCACACAGUGAAGCAACACCAAUGUUUCACCAAUUCACCCCUUGUGUACUGGAAAAAGAAAAAAACAGUGCAAACAGAACAUAUAUCAAUAUGUAACAUCUUAUACUUGCACUUGUACGUGUAGUAUCAUACCACAUCACAAUAAAGAACAUCCUUUUGAAAUGCUCA